Molecule: messenger RNA, 2497 nt
Organism: Gossypium arboreum
Lineage: Eukaryota; Viridiplantae; Streptophyta; Magnoliopsida; Malvales; Malvaceae
Product: dnaJ protein ERDJ2-like
Exons: 12
Coding region: 326-2359 (677 amino acids)
Biological process (GO): post-translational protein targeting to endoplasmic reticulum membrane; SRP-dependent cotranslational protein targeting to membrane
Cellular component (GO): Sec62/Sec63 complex
Molecular function (GO): RNA binding; transmembrane protein transporter activity
Source: RefSeq, a predicted model, not a curated record
AAGUUUGUGCUACGCGCAGAAGUUGACGGGGAAGGAAAAAGGGCCGGGGCUGGCUUUCCCUUUUCAGUUAGGAUUUUUGGAUGUUGUUGGGCUUUGGGUCCACGAACUAAAAUCGCAAUUUGAACUUAGAAGAAGGCCAAGCCGAAGCCUGGGCCAGAACUGAAGGUGAAGCAGCUAACACACCAUAGAGAUCUGGCAUCCCUCCGCUAAAUUCUGCUGAAUAUUCAUUCAAGUUCGAUAUUCAUGGGGCGGGAAGUUCCAGUUUAAGAGUUAUAUAAAGAAGAAAGAUCUCCUUGAAUUUUAUUUUUGAAGUAAGAAGGUGAAUAUGGGUGCUUCGGAAGAGAACAGUGCCUUGUUUCCAAUCUUUGUGUUGACUAUAAUGGCUCUGCCAUUAGUGCCAUACACUAUAGUUAAGAUAUUAAACACAUUCUCGAAGAAGGCAAUGACUAUCCAUUGCCAGUGUUCUGUGUGUUCUCGGUCUGGGAAGUAUAGGAAAUCAAUUUUCAAACGGAUCUCGAACUUCUCAACUUGUAGUAAUCUGACCCUUGUGCUUCUCUGGGUUGUCAUGGUGGUGCUGAUAUACUAUAUCAAGCAUACAAGUCAUGAGUUUAAAGUAUUUGAGCCAUUCAGUAUUCUUGGUUUGGAACACGGAGCCUCAGAUUCAGACAUAAAGAAAGCAUAUAGGAGACUUUCCAUACAGUAUCAUCCUGAUAAAAAUCCAGAUCCAGAGGCCCAUGAUUAUUUUGUUGAAUACAUUUCAAAGGCUUAUCAGGCCCUGACAGAUCCAGUCUCUCGGGAGAAUUUUGAAAAGUAUGGCCACCCUGAUGGCAGGCAGGGGCUUCAAAUGGGUAUAGCCCUACCUCCAUUCCUGUUGAAUAUUGAUGGAGCAUCAGGUGGAAUACUUCUUUUAGGAAUAGUUGGAGUAUGCAUCCUUCUGCCUUUGGUGUUGGCUGUUAUAUAUCUUUCAAGAUCAGCCAAAUACACUGGAAAUUAUGUGAUGCACCAAACAUUGUCUGCCUACUACUAUUUCAUGAAACCUUCUUUAGCCCCAAGCAAGGUCCUGGGUGUAUUUAUAAAAGCUGCAGAAUUCAUGGAAAUUCCAGUACGGCGAAGUGAUGGGGAACCCCUUCAGAAAUUAUUUAUGUUGGUUAGGAGUGAGCUAAACUUGGACCUUAAGAAUAUUCGCCAAGAACAAGCCAAGUUUUGGAAGCAGCAUCCAGCUUUAGUAAAGGCAGAAUUGUUGAUCCAAGCCCAGUUGACUCGUGAGUCUAAAGCUCUGACACCAGCUUUGUUGCGUGAUUUUAGACGUAUGCUAGAGCUUUCACCCCGCCUUCUUGAGGAACUAGUGAAGAUGGCAUUGCUACCACGUACUGCUCAAGGGCAUGGAUGGUUGAGACCUGCUAUUGGCGUGGUUGAGCUUUCUCAGAAUAUCAUUCAGGCUGUUCCGCUAAGUGCUAGAAAGGUUGCUGGGGGAUCUAGUGAAGGUGUUGCACCCUUUCUACAGUUGCCGCAUUUUAGCGAGGCCAUAGUUAAAAAGAUAGCACGGAAGAAAGUGCGAACGUUUCAAGAGCUUCGUGACAUGACCUUAGAAGACCGGGUUGAACUGCUGACUCAGGUUGCUGGAUUAUCUUCUACUGAAACCAAAGAUGUGGAGAUGGUUCUUGAAAUGAUGCCUUCCUUGACAGUUGAUAUCACGUGUGAAACAGAAGGUGAAGAGGGGAUACAAGAGGGUGAUGUAGUCACUAUGCAUGUUUGGAUCACACUCAAGCGUGGGAGUGGCCUAGUUGCUGCUCUUCCCCAUGCUCCUUACUACCCCUUCUUCAAGGAGGAGAGCUUUUGGUUACUGCUUGCGGACCCUGUAUCUAAUGAUGUGUGGAUCUCCCAAAAGGUGAGCUUCAUGGAUGAGGUUGUGGCCAUAACCGCAGCGUCCAAAGCAAUUCAGGAGUUGAAGGAAGUGUCAGGGGCAAGUCUGAAGGAGACAAAUGCAUCUGUUAGAGAAGCUGUUGAAAGAGUAAAAAGUGGUUCAAGGUUAGUCAUGGGCAAGUUCCAGGCUCCUGCUGAAGGAAAUUACAACUUGACUGCAUUCUGCUUGUGCGACUCUUGGAUUGGUUGUGAUAAGAAGACAAACCUAAAGAUAAAAAUAUUGAAGCGGAGUCGAGCUGGUACAAGGACUGGUGCCUUGACAGAAGAGGGAGCUGGUAUGGAAGAGGGGAUUGAGGAGGAAGAGCAGGAAGAAGAAGAUGAAUAUGAUGAUUAUGAGAGUGAAUACAGCGAAGAUGAAGAGGAUGAAAAAGAUUCGAAGAGGAAUGGAGUUGUGCCUGCUGUUGGUGCCGCUGCUGAAAGCUCGGACAAUGAGUGAAAUUCUUAAAUUUUCAUUUUCACUUUGUGGGAACAGAAGGGAUGGAUUUUUUUUUAAUGUUGCUAUAACAUUGAUUACACGAUAUACAAAUUCACAUCUUGAUAUGAACUUAAAAUGUUAUUUGUUUGUUUCAUACAA